UGAGCAGCUAGCUACCUCAUUUUGGAGGAGACAAAAAGGAGAAGCCUUUUUUAGGAUACAUUGCAUACUUCAACAGUUCAACUUGUGCUGUCUCCUCCUCCUCUUCUUCUUCUUCUUGCCUAUGGUGAAUGAAAAGCUUUCAACUUUUGUCAAAUAAUUCUCCUCAGAUUCUUCUUCUUCUUCUUCUUCUCUCUUUCUCUCUAUAAUCUUUUUAGUCUUACUCCAAGAUAUGAGCAAGAAGACUAGAUGAGUUCAAGCAAAAGCAGCUAUCAAGCGAAGCAAGAAGACGACGGCGGUGGCGGCACUAGCUCUUCAAGACAGUGGACAGCGUUCAGGAAUCCAAGAAUCGUUCGAGUUUCGCGGUCUUUGGGAGGGAAAGACAGGCACAGCAAGGUUUGCACCAUUAGAGGUCUAAGGGACCGGAGAAUUCGGCUCUCCGUUCCUACCGCCAUUCAGUUGUAUGAUCUCCAAGACCGACUCGGCCUGGGUCAACCCAGCAAGGUCAUUGAUUGGUUGCUUCAAGCCACCAAACUCGACAUUGAUAAGCUACCGCCCCUUCAAAUCCCUCCCGGUUUCGCUCAAUUUCACCAUCAGCAAACCCUAAUUCCCCUUUCUCAUCAUCAUCAAUUCUCCCUUGGCGGCUUCUAUGAUGCCAAUUCCUCGAGGUUUUGGGAUAUGGAUUCUUCUUCAAUUAGCCUAAAAGGUAAAGAAUCUGAUACUAUUACUCAUCCAGCUGGUGUGAUAUCUGAGAAAGGAAAAUGGAUCAAAACAAAUCAACAUGUUGAUGAAAAUCAAGACGGAUUGUUGUUGCUUAACAAUGCUAUGGGAUAUAAUAAUUCUCCUUCAGGAUUAACUUUAUCAUCAUCCUCCUCAUCUUCACAAUUUGGAAGCCAUGCAUUAUUGUUUCCUUCACAACAAUUAUUAGAUCCUCAAUUUUCAUCUUCUUCUGCAACAACACCAUCAACUUUCACUCCCUAUUAUGCUCCAUUUGUAGCUAAUUCGUCAUCAUCAACAACAACAACAACAAUGGUGGAAAAUAAUAGUGAUGCAUUAAGGCAAUUCAACCAUAUUCAGAUCUUGAGUUCUCAAGUGAUGCCUCAUCCCUUUAUUCCAUCAUCUUCUCUUUUUCACUCAAUCAAUAGUAAUAAUAAUAAUGAUAAUAACUCAGCUGCUGCUACUAUCAGGCGUAUUCCAAUGCCAUUUAGUUCUAAGCUUCUUGAUUCAGAUAACAACAACAAUGAAAGUAACCAGGAAGAUCAUAAAGGUACGUAGUAGCACUAGUUCAUGAAGCUAAGAUAGAUGAAGAGUAACCAACAAGAUCAUAAAGGUAUAUAGCAGCAUCUAGUUCAUGAAGUUAAAGAUCAUCAUAACCUAUAUUUAUCAAUGUUUUUCACACAA
This is a messenger RNA of Arachis stenosperma, 1398 nucleotides long. Its product is annotated as transcription factor TCP5-like. The transcript is spliced from 2 exons. NCBI's taxonomy places the organism in Eukaryota, Viridiplantae, Streptophyta, Magnoliopsida, Fabales, Fabaceae. Gene Ontology annotation, cellular component: nucleus. The coding region runs from base 247 to 1272 and encodes 341 amino acids. Gene Ontology annotation, molecular function: DNA-binding transcription factor activity; sequence-specific DNA binding. The record is from RefSeq and is a predicted model, not a curated record.